AUGUAUGACUCCAAUACACCAGGACAGACACCAGGACAGACACCAGGACAGACACCAGGACAGACACCAGGACAGACACCAGGACAGACACCAGGACAGACACCAGGACAGACACCAGGAGAGACACCAGGACAGACACCAGGACAGACACCAGGACAACACCAGGACAGACACCAGGACAGACACCAGGACAGACACCAGGACAGACACCAGGACAGACACCAGGACAGACACCAGGACAGACACCAGGACAGACACCAGGACAGACACCAGGAGAGACACCAGGACAGACACCAGGACAGACACCAGGACAACACCAGGACAGACACCAGGACAGACACCAGGACAGACACCAGGACAGACACCAGGACAGACACCAGGACAGACACCAGGACAGACACCAGGAGAGACACCAGGACAGACACCAGGACAGACACCAGGACAGACACCAGGACAGACACCAGGACAGACACCAGGAGAGACACCAGGACAGACACCAGGACAGACACCAGGACAGACACCAGGACAGACACCAGGACAGACACCAGGAGAGACACCAGGAGAGACACCAGGACAGACACCAGGACAGACACCAGGACAGACACCAGGACAGACACCAGGAGAGACACCAGGAGAGACACCAGGACAGACACCAGGACAGACACCAGGACAGACACCAGGACAGACACCAGGACAGACACCAGGACAGACACCAGGACAGACACCAGGACAGACACCAGGACAACACCAGGACAGACACCAGGACAGACACCAGGACAGACACCAGGACAGACACCAGGACAGACACCAGGACAGACACCAGGACAGACACCAGGACAGACACCAGGACAGACACCAGGACAGACACCAGGACAGACACCAGGACAACACCAGGACAGACACCAGGACAGACACCAGGACAGACACCAGGACAGACACCAGGACAGACACCAGGACAGACACCAGGACAGACACCAGGACAGACACCAGGAGAGACACCAGGACAGACACCAGGACAGACACCAGGACAGACACCAGGACAGACACCAGGACAGACACCAGGACAGACACCAGGACAGACACCAGGACAGACACCAGGACAGACACCAGGACAGACACCAGGACAGACACCAGGACAGACACCAGGACAGACACCAGGACAGACACCAGGACAGACACCAGGACAGACACCAGGAGAGACACCAGGACAGACACCAGGACAGACACCAGGACAGACACCAGGGACAGACACCAGGACACCAGGACAGACACCAGGACAGACACCAGGACAGACACCCAGGACAGACACCAGGGAGACACCAGGACAGACACCAGGACAGACACCAGGACAACACCAGGACCAGACACCAGGACAGACACCAGGAGAGACACCAGGACAGACACCAGGACAGACACCAGGACAGACACCAGGACAGACACCAGGACAGACACCAGGACAGACUACCAGGAAGAGACACCAGGACAGACACCAGGACAGACACCAGACACCACCAGAGACAGACACCAGGACAGACACCAGGGACAGGGACACAGGACAGACACCAGGACAAACACCAGGACAGCACCAGGACAGACACCAGGACGACACCAGGACAGACACCAGGAGAGGCACACCACAGACACCAGGACAGACACCAGGACAGACACCAGGACCAGCGAGGACAGACACCAGGACGAACACACCAGGACAGACACCAGGACAAACACCAGGACAGAAUAAAUCCCCACCUGCGGGCCGUCAUGGCGGACCCAGGGAUGUUGAGUUUGUUUGGGGAUGAUGCGGGGCUGUUCUCAGAUGGAUUUGAUGGUUUGGGAGACUCUUUCCCUCAGCAGGCAUCAUCGGCCCAGACGAAUGCCUCCAUGAACCAUGACCACCAGGGGAACCGGCCGUACCACCAGGGCAUUAUGGCCCAGGCACCGGGACAGCCAAAAAUGGGCCAGAUGUUCGACCAUGGCUCCUAUGGUGGCUAUGAUCAGACCGGUGCUCCCCCGGGGCGGAUGAUGGCUCAGAAUGGUCCGAGUCAGGGCCCAACAAAUGUCAACCCAGCCAUGAAUGGUAUGGCGUCCCACUACCACAACAACCCUGCAAACUCUACCAACCCCCACCUUGGAGGGUAUUCCGGUGAUGCAGGGGCAGCUGGAGGGGGCUGGGCACAGCAGCAGAACAGGUCGCCCUAUCCACAGCCUCCCUCGCAGGGUACUCCUAACCAGAUGGGGGGCUACCAAAUGCCUCAGGGCAACUACAGUGGGAUGCAGGGCCCUCCAGGGUCUAAUGCAGCCCGCAUGAACCAACACUACUCCUCUCCGAGCAUUGCCCCCGCCUCUGCUCAGGACCCAGCACACUACUUGGGACAUGUGGGGAUGAGCGGACCCCAAAUAAGACAUCCUCAUGCACCACAGCAGCAAGGACAAGCCUUUUCCAAUAUGGGCCACACACCUAGAUACCCCCACUCCCCCUCUCGUCAGCCCCCACACACUCACCCACUUCCCCAGCAAGGUAUGGGGAAUUAUGCUGGUGGCCAGUACCCUGGAUAUCAAGGCCAGUAUGGCGCUAUUGGACCUGGAAUGAAUCAAGGGGCUAACUCUAAUGUUGGUCCAAAUGGCCAGGGCAUGGGACAGAGGUUUCCUCAGGGCUCUGGCCCUGCGCCUGUACAGCCGGGACAGAGGUAUCCCCCUGGAGCCCCACACCAGUCCCUUCCUGCCUCUUUGCAGCAGGCAGGACAACAGGGCCAGCCUAUGCACACCCUCAACCAUACCCAGAACCAGGCCCAGAAUCACCUUGCCCCUCCAACUCAGGGAUCGUACCCGCCUCCUUCCUCGUUGUCACCCAUGCAGGGUUUGGGCACCCCAACUCCACCACCCCAGGGGAGACCUCCCAGUGCAGGACUAGUUGCACCCUCAGAAGUCUCCGGAUAUAACUCCAUGCAUUCACCACCUCACGCAAUGUCCCAUCAACAGAGACCGCCGCAGGCUCCCAUGUCUGCAACACACCCCCAGCACCAGCAGCCGCACCUUCCCCCCAAUGCAGCACAGAUGUACCCAAUGGGCCCAAACAGACACCCCAUCCCACCACAAUGCUCUGGUCCGCAUGAAGCCCCAGUGGGUCAGGGGGGGGACCAGCGCCUGCUUCAAUCCCAGCAGCAGGCAUCUCGAAACGGACAGCCUAUGCCUCCCACUCCAAUGGGUUUCCAGGGCCCUGCUGUGGGUCAGCACGGAGCUCAAGGCCCAAAUCAGAACACACAUCCUCUGCACCAACACCUGCCCCCCCACCAGGCUGCACAUCCCUGGGCACCUGCUUCUCACCCACUCUCCUCGCCCCCCCUCACCCCACAAAAAGUGCCUCACAUUCAGCAUUCCCCCUCAGACCUGUCAGGAGAAGGCUCGGUGAUGCUCCCUGACAGGCUGACCACCUCUGGCCAAAAUACCAGCACAGAGCAGCCCUGCGACCCGGAGACUAAGCCAAAAAAGAAAAAGAAAAAGAAAGCUAAAGUUCUCGACGCAGAGGAUGAAGAGGAGCUGAAGAACACUUCGGUUGAUGGAGGAGAGGAUAGGAAGUCCGAUUUUCCCGCCACAGGAAGUGAUAAAGGGGAACUAGGAACUGUAGAGGGAAUUUUGCCGGUGCAGGAGAAGAAAAAGAGGAAAAGGAAACCAAAGGACAAGGCAGAGGACGCUGAGGGUAAGGAGCCUAAAGAACCCAAGACCCCAAAAACGCCCAAAGCGCCUAGAACGCCCAAGACCCCCAAAGAACCGAAAGAGCCCAAGGAGAAGAAAGUGAAGGUCUCUACUCCCAAGGCCAAAACGCCCAAGAAAACCAGCACCAAGAAAGUGGAGGCUGAAGGAGGGGCCUGUGCUACUAAGAAGGAAUCUAAAAAGAAGAGGGAGUCCAUAAGCUUUGAGGAGGUAGAAGUAAAGUCUCCGCCACCAUCACCUGUAGAGGAGGAGGAAGAUGAUGACGGUGUGCAGAAACGCCGAUCAUGUCGACAGGUUAAGAGGAAGCGGUACACAGAAGAUCUAGAGUUCAGGAUCACAGACGAUGCAGACAGUGGGGACGAUUCCCCUGCUCCUAAAUCCCCUUCAUCCGCAUCCCAACAGCAGGACUUUGCUGAGGCAGAGGGCCCUGUUGUGGAGAAGAUCAUGAGCGUACGCAUUUCCAAGAAACAGCUUGAAUCCGGGGAGGAAGUGGAAGUGGAGGAGUUCUACGUCAAGUUCAAGGGCUUUUCGUACCUCCACUGUCGCUGGGCUGACCUGGAAGAGCUAGAAAAGGACAAAAGGAUACAACAGAAGGUCAAGAGGUUUAGGGCCAAGCAGCAACUCAACAACUUCAUAACAGAGAUGGAUGAUGAGCCUUUUAACCCAGACUAUGUGGAAGUGGACCGUGUCUUGGAUGUUUCAGAGAGCACAGACGAAAAUGGAGAGUUGGUGACCUUGUAUUUGGUGAAGUGGUGCAGCUUGCCUUACGAAGACUCCACUUGGGAGCUGAAGGCUGACAUCGACCAAUCCAAAAUAGAGGAAUAUGAGCAAAUCGCCGCACGCACGCCCAACACGAAAAGAGUGGAACGGCCACCCACGGCAGACUGGAAGAAGCUGGAGGGCUCGAGAGACUACAGGAACAGCAACGCGCUCAGGGAGUACCAGCUCGAAGGCCUCAACUGGCUGACCUUCAACUGGUACAAUUCACGUAACUGUAUCUUGGCUGAUGAGAUGGGUCUUGGAAAAACCAUCCAGUCCAUUACAUUCCUCAAUGAAAUUUACCUGAAGGACAUUCAGGGGCCGUUCUUGGUCAUCGCACCACUCUCCACCAUCCCCAACUGGGAGCGUGAGUUCAGGACCUGGACCGAACUGAACGCCAUCGUUUACCACGGCAGCCAGGCCAGCAGGAAGACUAUCCAGGCCUACGAAAUGUACUUUAGAGAUGCACAGGGAAAAAUAAUAAAGGGAGCGUAUCGGUUUCACGCUGUAAUCACCACUUUCGAGAUGAUCCUGACCGACUGCCCCGAGCUCCGCAACAUCCCAUGGCGCUGUGUGGUCAUCGACGAAGCCCACCGCCUUAAGAACCGAAAUUGUAAACUAUUGGAAGGGCUCAAAAUGAUGGACAUGGAGCACAAAGUGUUGUUGACAGGAACCCCCCUUCAGAACACUGUGGAGGAGCUCUUCAGCUUACUCAACUUUUUGGAGCCAGAGAGAUUCCCCUCUGAACACACUUUUAUGACUGAAUUUGGAGACCUCAAGACUGAAGAACAGGUUCAAAAAUUGCAAGGAAUCCUAAAACCUAUGAUGCUGAGACGACUGAAAGAGGACGUAGAGAAAAAUCUUGCCCCAAAAGAAGAAACCAUCAUAGAGGUUGAGCUCACAAACAUCCAAAAGAAGUACUAUCGGGCCAUUUUGGAGAAGAACUUUUCCUUCCUGUCCAAAGGCGGAGCAGGGGGCAGCAGCAGCGGUGGAGGAGGAGGUGGAAGUGCCAAUGUCCCAAAUCUGCUCAACACCAUGAUGGAGCUGAGGAAGUGCUGCAACCACCCCUACCUCAUCAAUGGAGCUGAAGAGAAGAUUGCAGAGGAAUUCAGGGAGAGUCACAGUGCGGACAUGCCGGAAAUGGCCCUUCAGGCCAUGAUCCAGGCUGCUGGCAAACUGGUUCUCAUUGACAAACUUCUCCCCAAACUGAAAGCAGGAGGCCACAGGGUCCUGGUCUUCAGUCAGAUGGUCCGCUGUCUCGACAUCCUGGAGGACUACCUCAUCCAGAGACGAUAUCCAUAUGAAAGAAUAGACGGUAGAGUUCGUGGAAAUCUCCGUCAGGCUGCGAUCGAUCGUUUCUCACGACCAGACUCCGAUCGAUUUGUGUUCCUGCUGUGUACAAGAGCUGGAGGCUUGGGCAUCAACCUCACUGCUGCAGACACCUGUAUCAUCUUUGACUCUGACUGGAACCCACAGAAUGACCUCCAGGCACAGGCGAGAUGUCAUCGUAUCGGACAGUCGAAGGCGGUGAAGAUCUACCGUCUGAUUACCAGGAACAGCUACGAGAGGGAGAUGUUUGACAAGGCCAGUCUGAAGCUGGGACUGGACAAAGCUGUGCUUCAGAGCAUGAGCGGCCGUGAAAACGCAAACAGUGGGGUCCAGCAGCUUUCCAAGAAGGAGGUUGAAGACUUGUUGAGAAAAGGAGCCUACGGAGCCCUUAUGGACGAAGAGGAUGAAGGAUCAAAGUUUUGUGAAGAAGACAUCGACCAAAUCCUACAAAGACGAACACACACGAUCACCAUCGAAUCUGAAGGCAAGGGAUCGACUUUUGCUAAGGCCAGCUUUGUUGCAACUGGAAACAGAACGGAUAUUUCUCUUGAGGAUCCUGAUUUCUGGCAAAAAUGGGCUAAAAAGGCUGAACUGGACCUUGAUGCAAUGAAUGGAAGAAAUACACUCGUGAUUGACACACCGCGAGUGAGGAAGCAAACGCGGCACUUCAGCAGCGUUAAAGAGGACGAGAUGAUGGAGUUUUCAGAGCUGGAGAGCGACGAAGAUGAACCGAGCAAACCUGUGUCCAAACCGAGAAGACCGCAGGACAAGGCGCAGGGCUACCCACGCUCUGAGUGCUUCAGAGUGGAGAAGAACUUGCUCGUAUAUGGAUGGGGUCGAUGGGAAGAUAUCCUGUCUCAUGGCCGUUUCAAGCGCCCUCUUCAAGUGACUGAUGUGGAGAAGAUCUGUCGAGCGCUUUUGGCCUAUUGCCUGCUGCAUUACCGUGGCGACGAGAACAUCAAAAGUUUCAUCUGGGACCUUAUCACUCCGAGUGAGGAUGGAUCAACCAAAACGCUCUCAAACCAUUCAGGUCUCUCUACCCCUGUCCCUCGUGGCAGGAAGGGAAAAAAGGGGAAGCUCCCAGCCCCGGCCACACAGAUGCCCCGUGCGGCAUGGCUUGCCAGCUGCAAUCCUGAUCACCUACUGCAGGAGGACAGCUACAAGAGACACCUGAAACACCACUGCAACAAGGUGCUGUUGCGCGUGAGGAUGCUGUACUAUCUAAGGCAGGAAGUGAUUGGAGAUCUGGCCGAGCGCAUCUUGGAAGGAGCAGACUCCAGUGAGUUGGACAUCUGGAUUCCUCAGCCGCUCCACGCUGAGGUCCCUGCUGACUGGUGGGACAUAGAGGCCGACAAGUCUCUGCUCAUCGGCGUUUUUAAACACGGCUACGAGAAAUACAACUCGAUGAGAGCCGACCCGGCGCUGUGUUUCUUGGAGCGAGUGGGGAUGCCAGACGCCAAAGCGAUCGCGGCCGAGCAGAGGGGCACUGACAUGAUGGCAGAUGGCAUCGAGGGUGAGGACGAGGAUCCUGAGUACAAACCUUUACGUAUGCCUUUUAAAGACGACAUGGACGACUUCACAAACUCCCCACUGGAUGACACUGGUGACGGUGAGAAUGAAGGUAAAUCUGGUGAAAACGGGCAAGUUCUUGCCACUGGGAGUGGGGUACCUGGGCCCAAUGAGAAGCUGUACUGGCCUGCAGCUUCAGCCCUCACCGCUCGCCUCCGUCGCCUCAUCACUGCUUACCAGCGCUCGAACCGCCGCGAGCUUCUGCGUCAGGAGGCCCUCAGCCGGCCGGACGGCAGGAGAAGACGCCGCCGCGAUUUCAUUCCCCCUAUCUCCAUGGUGUCCGAGGCAGGGGGCGGGGCAUACCUCCAAGACGGCGCAGCGGUGUUUAUGGCGGACGGGAACGCCUACCUGACCAAAGGAGGAGCCUACUUCACCAAAGGAGCGCAGUUCAUGCCUGAUGCAUCGCCGGUGUUGUCUGCAAGUCCAUUGAUGCCUGAUGGAACAAUGUAUUAUGAAAGGAGACAGAGAUGGACCCGGAGAGAGGAGGCAGACUUUUAUCGUGUUGUUUCCACUUUUGGAGUUGUCUUUGACACAGAGAAACAGAAGUUUGAUUGGGCACAGUUCAGGUCAAUUGCCAGACUGGACAAGAAGACGGACGACAGCCUUGAGAAAUACUACUACGCCUUUAUCGCCAUGUGCAAACGGGUCUGCAGGAUGAAGAUGGACACUGAAGUGCCGGAUCCUAGCCUGAUCAUUGACCCCAUCACAGAGGAGCGCGCCUCUCGGACCCUGUACCGCAUUGAGCUUCUGCGCCGCAUCCGAGAGCAAGUCCUGCCCCAUCCGCUGCUUCUGGAGCGCCUGAAGCUGUGCCAGCCCUCUCCCGAUCUGCCCGAAUGGUGGGAGAGCGGACGCCACGACAAAGACCUCCUGCUGGGAGCUUCUAAACAUGGAGUGAGCCGAACAGAUUACCACAUACUCAACGAUCCCGGUUUGUCCUUUUUGGAAGCGCACCAGCGUUUUGCAGGCCGGGGUUCCGGAUUUACCGCUGCUCCCCAAGGAGAUGUGGCUAAAUCGGCGUUGGAGGGCAGCUCUAUGUCCCUCCUCACACCGGCCGAACUGGCAAGUGCGGCAGCGGCUGCAAGCUUGGCCCUGAAUCUGGAUGAUGUUAUGGAGGAAGUUAAAGAGGAAACGGAGGAAAAUGCAGACAUUUCUUGCGCCAAAGUUGAAGCUCCUGAAAUGCCUCAAGCUGAAGUCAAAGAAAUAAAAUCUGAAAAGAAAACUGAACAAGAAGUUGAACAAAUGGACACGACGGAGGUGAAGGAGGAGAAAGCUGAAUCUUCUCCAGAGAAAUGUAAUGAGACGCCAUCAGAAGCUCUCAAAGACCAACCGGAUAUCAAGGAACAGCCCUCUUCCCCUCCUAAAGCACAAUCUGAAACAAAGAUUCCAGAAGAGGAAGUCACUGAGGUGCAAGGUGCAACCCCUAAAUCCCCUAAGUCGACUGACCCUAAGAAGAGCCCAGAGGAGGAGGAAGAGGAGAGGAUGGAUGAGGAUGACAAAUCUGAAAAGUCAUCUCAGGCUGAAGCAAGCGCAGCAUCCGAGCAGAAGAACUUUGACGAGGAGAGCAUCGCAUCUUUGAGCACAACAGCCAGAGAUGAAACUCGAGACGGGUUCUGUCCAGAUGACCUCCCAGAAACCUCAGCCCUGCAGGCCUUACAGGAACGCACAUUUUCCUUCUCCUUCUGGCCUAAGGACCGAGUGAUGAUCAACAGAAUGGACAACAUCUGCGACGCCGUGCUGAAGGGGAAGUGGCCUGUGAACCGGCGCCACAUCUUUGACUUCCAUGGAAACCUGUUGCCUGGACACGGCUCAUCUAUCGUCUCCACCGCGUCUGUCGCUGCGGGGAUGGAGCAGCGCCGAAGCUUGGCCGAGCUGGCGAUGGCCGGGCUCCACACAGGCUUCAGCGGGAGCGAGGACCCCACACUGUCUCCACAAGUGCAUGAGGACACGCUCGGCCUCGGAGUUCCCAAACAGCGGCGCCGCAGGAGGAGGAAAAUCGAGAUUGAGGCGGAGCGAGCAGCGAAGAGGAGGAACUUGAUGGAGAUGGUGGCUCAGCUCCGAGAGAGUCACACCACCGCAGACGCUCAGAGCCAGGCCAUGGACCUGACCAAGAGCAUGCACCACAAAGCCUCCCCCUCUAUGGGCAGUUUCUCCAGUGGCCUGAGCCCCUCUCUCAAGGCUCAGAUGGACCUCCUGCAGGCCUCCUCCACGGGACACAUGGCCAACGGCUCCAUGGACCUGGACCUCCCUCUGAUGAUGAGGAGGAGGCGUGGACGCAGGAAAAAUGUGGAGACUCUGGAUAUGAUGUUUAUGGGAAACAAGAGGCCUUCAGGGGAUGAGGCAGAGACGGUAAAGGUGGCCAAUGUGGAGGCUGCCAGCAAACUCAUCGCUGUGCCGGACCAGAGCCCGAGCGGCCGCUCUCUGGCCUCUGGAAGCCUGGACGACGAAGAGGCUGCAGUGUCCAACAAAGACCUUGGCGACUGGCUGCGACAGAACCCUUCCUUUGCUAUGGACAUGUCAGGAUUCGCACCAAAAACUGAUGCGGAAAUGCUCCUGUCUCAGUUCUCAAAGCCCAAGCAGAAACGCCAUCGCUGUAGAAACCCGAACAAGAUCGACAUAAACACCCUGACCGGAGAAGAGCGGGUGCCUGUGGUCAACAGACGCAAUGGACGCAAGAUGGGUGGUGCUAUGGCUCCCCCUAUGAAGGAGCUCUCCAGAUGGCUGCUGGAGAACCCUGAGUUUUCUAUUGCCCCUGAUUGGACAGACAUUGUCAAACAGUCUGGUUUUCUCCCUGAGGCCAUGUUUGACCGGCUCCUGACCGGCCCAGUGGUGCGAGAGGAGGGCGUCAGACGAAGAGGCCGUCGUCCCAAAUCUGAGAUAGCUAAAGCAGCAGCAGCAGCACAAGUGGCUGCAGCUCAAGCCGCUCAGGCCUCGCUGGCCUCAGCAGCGUCCUCUUCAGGAGGCAUCAACCCUCUGCUGCUCAACAGUCUGUUUGGUGGCAUGGACCUGUCUUCUCUCCAGAGCCUCCAGUCUCUACAGUUGGCCGCUGGACUCAUGGCCUUCCCCUCCGCUGACCCCAAGCAGGCGGCCGCCAUGCUCCCCCUCAUGAUGCCGGGAGUGGGCGGCCUCGCCAACAUGGCUGCUCUGCCCAACAUGUUCAGCCUGGGAGGUUUGUUUGGUGGCAAUCUCGCCGUUGCCCCUUCUGCUGCCACUUCCAGCACAUCAGCCGCCGCCGCUUCAGCCACUACCAACGGCACAUCUGAUGAGGGAGAGAAGCACGAUGAAGACGAGGAGGCGGCGGAUGGCACAGAGGACGGUGAGCCCAGCGCAAAGAGGAAGAAGGUGGAGUCUGAUGCAUCAGCGGAGAAUCCAGAUAAACCUGAAGACGAAGCAGCCGCACAGGCCUCCUCCGCCAGAGAGUCUGCUUCCAACAUCGCGCUCAAUGGUGACGCCGCCGCCCUGCUGGCCGCCGCUGGGAUGUCUGCUAACUCUCUGGCCUUUAACCCCUUCCUGCUUUCCACCGUCGCCCCAGGACUGCUCUACCCCUCCAUGUUCUUGCCUCCAGGGCUGGGUGGGCUCAUGCCGGGCUUCCCCUCCGCCUCCACUCUGGCUGAGCUGCAGACUGCCAUGGCCGGGGCCCUCGGAGGCACCGCAGGAACCUCUGAAUCCCAAAGCGAGGAGAAAAAGUUGGAAAAGGAUGUGGGACGAAAGGAAGAAGAACUGGACGCAACUCAAGAUUCUCUGCUGGACGAAGGGGUGGCGGCAGAGGCAGAGGAGGAGGAAGAGGAGGAGGAGGAAGCUGUGGAUUCUCCACAGAAGGACAAAAGUGACUGA
Messenger RNA from Knipowitschia caucasica, 11199 nucleotides. Lineage: Eukaryota; Metazoa; Chordata; Actinopteri; Gobiiformes; Gobiidae. The record is from the annotation of a GenBank genome assembly.